Messenger RNA from Carya illinoinensis, 1468 nucleotides. Its product is annotated as ribonucleoside-diphosphate reductase small chain A. Gene Ontology annotation, biological process: deoxyribonucleotide biosynthetic process. Bases 157 to 1206 code for a protein of 349 amino acids. The record is from RefSeq and is a predicted model, not a curated record. The transcript has 9 exons. Gene Ontology annotation, molecular function: oxidoreductase activity. Lineage: Eukaryota; Viridiplantae; Streptophyta; Magnoliopsida; Fagales; Juglandaceae.
GGCAGCGUUGGGGUGGUGGUUCGCUAUCAACAUUUUCAACCUCUCUUUGUCAGUUUUUCCUCUGAUCCUCAGGCGGUUUUAUAGGGUUUAUCUAACCCCAAUAUUGACAUAAGCUUCAAAGUUCAAACACAGACAGAAAGAGAUAGGCACAGUACAAUGGGUUCCCUGCAGAAUGGGGUAGAGAGACUAAUACUAAAUGGCAGAGAGGAAGAUAAAGAAGAAGAGAAGGAAGAAGAGCCAAUAUUGAAGGAGCAAAACGAGAGGUUUUGUAUGUUCCCCAUAAGGUACAAACAGCUUUGGGAGAUGUACAAGAAGGCUGAAGCCAGUUUCUGGACCGCUGAGGAGGUUGAUCUUUCCCAGGACAUUCAGCAGUGGGGAGCUUUGUCUGACUCUGAGAAAUUUUUCAUUGGCCAUGUACUGGCAUUUUUUGCAGCAUCUGAUGGGAUUGUACUGGAGAACCUGGCCGCUAGAUUUCUAAAUGAUGUUCAAGUGCCAGAGGCUCGGGCAUUCUACGGAUUUCAAAUGGCAAUGGAGAAUAUUCAUUCUGAAAUGUACAGCUUGCUUCUGGAGACAUAUAUCAAAGAUCCAAAAGAGAAGCAUAGGUUGUUCAAUGCAAUUGAAAACAUACCUUGCAUUGCUAGGAAGGCCAAGUGGGCAUUAGAUUGGAUUCAAAGUUCCACUUUGUUUGCAGAGAGACUUGUCGCUUUUGCAUGUGUUGAAGGAAUCUUUUUUUCAGGAAGCUUCUGUGCCAUUUUCUGGCUCAAAAAGAGGGGAAUGAUGCCAGGUUUGACGUUCUCAAAUGAGCUUAUUUCUAGAGACGAGGGCCUCCAUUGUGACUUUGCUUGUCUUCUUUACAGCUUGCUAAGGAAGCAACUACACUUGGAAAAAGUUCAUAGCAUUGUCCAUGAAGCUGUAGAAAUUGAGACACAGUUUGUGUGUGAGGCCCUCCCAUGUGCAUUGAUUGGCAUGAAUUCAACACUCAUGAGCCAGUACAUAAAGUUUGUUGCCGACCGACUUUUGGUUGCGUUAGGGUACCAGAGAAAGUACAAUGUGGAAAAUCCUUUUGAUUGGAUGGAGUUUAUUUCUUUGCAAGGCAAGACGAACUUCUUUGAGAGAAGAGUGGGAGAAUAUCAGAAGGCAUCUGUAAUGUCAAGCCUUCAAGAUGGCGGGAAAAACUAUGUCUUUAAGCUGGAUGAGGACUUCUAGUCAUGACUCCUUGCUCCACCCUCUGAAAAUCAUAGAGAUGCUGGACUGUGCAUCAAAAUUUUGUUACUAUUCUUCUUGGUCUAUAGUCUAUUCCAUUUAUAAGCAAUUCAAAGUAUAAGCAAUCUGAAAUUCUUAGUCCGAGAUGUUUAUUUUUAUUAGAAAGAGUGAUAAACUUUUCAUAUGUGCUUUAUCUAUGUCAUGACUAAGAAGUUGUAAUAUAUCUAUUGUUAAAUUGAUUCUCUCAAUGUAGAACUUUUUUUCA